This is a messenger RNA of Tetrahymena thermophila SB210, 1320 nucleotides long. RefSeq lists its product as hypothetical. NCBI's taxonomy places the organism in Eukaryota, Ciliophora, Oligohymenophorea, Hymenostomatida, Tetrahymenidae. The record is from RefSeq and is a predicted model, not a curated record. The transcript has a single exon.
AUGGAGAAUCUAACAGAAUAACUAUAAAAUAAAUUAAAUUUAGCUGAAAAUUAAGUUGAAAAGGUUGAGAAAAUUGCAGUUUAAGACAAAGAUAUUGUAGUUAAUGAGCAAUCGUACAAUAAUAUUAAAAUUAAGGAUUAUUAUGUUGAAAAUGGUGAAGAAGAAGACGAAAAUAAAAAAUUUUUCAGCUCUGAAGAAUUUCACGAUAAUAUUAGAAGAGGUUUAUCAGUUAUAGAAGAUCUUGAGAAUAAUAGUAAGUAGGUUUUGAGAAAAGGACAUAAAAAAUUUGAUGAUCUAACUAAGAGUAAAUUAAAAGUGUGGCUUAGUAGAUUUGUGGAUCAUAAUUUUAUCAACGAGAAAAUCAAAGAAAUCUUAGCAAAUAAUAAAAAAAAUUUUUCAGAAAAAGAUAAAAAGCAAAUUUUUAAAAAGUAUCAUGUAAAAUUCUAAGAUUUCUCAACUAUGUUUAUUUAUAGAACUGUAAAAGAUGAUGGCACUUGUUCACAAAUUUCAUUUAGCAAAAGUGCUUAAGCUUGGGUUAUAUGUACAAAAAACGAGUCGCUUCUAUUAAAACAUAAACAUGAAGCAGAAAAAAUAGGUAAACAAUUUAAUUUCAUCAAAGCAAUGGCUCUCUUAUGGUUUGAGUACUUGGAAAACUUAAAUAAAGAACUAAAAGAGGAACUUCAAAACUAUCUUUCUGAUAAAACAUUACUUGCAGAACUUUGUGGCGGUGUAGCUAAACAGUAUGUUAAAUAUGGCCCAAAUCCUAUUAUGAUUUGCUUUUCUAUUGUUAAUAAUUAUUCAGAAGAUAUCUGUCUUAGUCCUCCUGAAGCUGAAAUCGUUUUUAAAAAGUAUAAUUUGAAAUAUAGAUCAUAUUAAAAAACAGUUGAAUGUGAUAACUAUAAUGACUUCUACCAACUUUUUAAGCAAAUAAAUGUUGAAGUGAAUAAUUCAUCCUUUUUGGAGAAAGGUGAGGGUGAAGUGCUUUACAUUUGUGGUAGACCAGAGCUUAACCCAGAAUAGAUAGUCGUUUUAAAAAUGGCUAAAGCAAAGACAAUAGAAUAUAAAAUAAUAAAAGAAGGUGAAAAAUAUGUAAGCAGAUUGAAUUAUGUUAAAAGUGAGGCUUCAUAGAAUUUGAUUAAAGACUUCAUAGAAAUUAAUCAUAAUCUACCUAAAUUAAAAAAUCUUAAUAUAAGUUCAGGAUAUUUAGCUUCAACAAUUAGAUUAAUGCAAAACAACAAAUUAUAAAUAAACGAAUAAUCUAUUAAAAAUUUCAUUAUUAAAGAAUUUGGCUAAGAAAAACUAAAUACUUUAUAGAGUUGA